This is a messenger RNA of Cimex lectularius (bed bug), 2432 nucleotides long. It is a transcript of the gene Ars2, whose product is annotated as serrate RNA effector molecule homolog. NCBI's taxonomy places the organism in Eukaryota, Metazoa, Arthropoda, Insecta, Hemiptera, Cimicidae. The coding region runs from base 182 to 2410 and encodes 742 amino acids. Gene Ontology annotation, cellular component: nuclear body. Gene Ontology annotation, biological process: primary miRNA processing; mRNA processing. The record is from RefSeq and is a predicted model, not a curated record. The transcript has 15 exons.
GAUGUCCGUUUAUAGGAAGCUUGGUUAACUUUCUCGCGGUUGUGCUUUCUGUUUCGUCGUACUUCAAUUUGAGAUCUAAAGAAAAUUAGAAAAACAAAGGAUUGCACUUUCUGAACCGAGGUCUUUUAUCCAUUUGUCUCGAGUUUAUUUUCUUCUUCUUUUGGAUAAGAGAAAAAGAAAAAUGGGUGACUCGGACGACGAAUAUGACAAGAAGCGGCGGGACAAGUUUCAGGGCGAGAGGACCGAGUCUUACAGGAACGACAGGAGGAAGGAAGACGAUUGGGGCCGGUCGAGAGUCAGGAACGACUACAGGGAUCGCUAUCAGGGAUACCAGGAUAUGCCGCCUAACAAAAGGAUGAGAUUCGAACCGAACGAGGAUAUCCGUCGAAUGAGGUAUGAGCCACCAUACAACUCGUACAACUCCUGGGUGCCAGACAGUGUUAGCUAUCCGCCGGGGAACUCUAGAGGGGAUGUUGACACGCAGCCACCAAUUAUGACAUUCAAAGCAUUCCUGCAGACGCAAGAUGAUAAUAUUACGGAUGAGGAAGCUAUCUCAAAGUAUGCUGAAUAUAAAAUGGAGUUCAGGCGACAGCAGCUUAAUGAGUUCUUUGUCGCACACAAAGAAGAGGAGUGGUUUAAAUUAAAAUAUCAUCCUGAAGAGUCACAGAAGCGCAAAGAGGAACAAAUAUCAGCUUUGAAGAAAAGGGCGUCCGUGUUUUUGGAAAUGCUUAACAAGUCAAAGAUCGAUGAAGUACGUGUAGAUGCAGACCAGGGUGAUGCAGUUGUUAAACUUCUCGACUCUGUUGUCAUCCGGCUGGAAGGAGGUACUGACCUAGACCUCCAGGUACUUGAACUGACAGAAACUCCCCCUGAUAAGGAAGAUAAGAAGGAGAAAGAAAAAGAAGUCAAGGAGCCUGAUGGGGAAGAAAAAGACACGGACGAAAUCAAGGAAAUUAAGGAAGACGCUGAGGCAGAUAAUAUAGAAAAAGAGGAAAGUAAAGAAGAAAAAGAAGAAGGACCUCCUGGAGUUGAUGAUGAACCUUCAAAAGAAGACGAAAACUCCGAGAUUAAAGACAAUGGUGAGAUGAAAGAGGAAGAUAAAAAAGAACCAAAAGGGGAUGAUUCAGAUAAAGAGCAAAAUGAUGAAGUUGUCCCUCUUACUCCACGUCCUCUCCAUAAAACAUCAUCGAUUUUUCUUCGCACCAUCUCGCCCAGGAUUACAAAGCAAGAAAUUGAAACGAUUUGUAAAAAAUAUCCUGGAUUCUUAAGAGUUUCACUUUCAGACCCCCAGCCAGAACAACAUUGGAUUAGACGAGGCUGGGUCACUUUUAGAAGAGAUGUUAAUAUCAAAGAAAUAUGCUGGAAUAUCAACAACAUAAGGGUAAAAGAUUGUGAGAUGGGCGCAAUUGUGAACCGUGAUCUUUCUCGACGUGUUAGAAGUGUUUCUGGGCUGUCCGCUCACAAACAGGUGGUACUUCAUGACAUAAAACUUUGUGCGAGGAUAAUACAGGAAUUGGACGCUCGCUAUGGCCUCUGGGAAGAAGAAGAAUCAGCCAAGGAGACUGAUGCCAGCUCAUUCUGCCUUGCAAGCGGAAAUCCAGUACUCCGUGAUAUUACGGAAUUCCUUGUGGAGGAAGCACCAGCUGAAGAGGAGGAACUGCUAGGGGAGGGAGUUGUCACCGACGACUCAAAAAACAGGCAUUCCGCAGCUCUGAAAGUUCUCGAUCGUCUCCUCCUCUACUUGCGUAUCGUCUAUUCUGUUGAUUAUUAUAACAUGAGCCAAUAUACUUCUGAGGAUGAAAUGCCCAAUAGAUGUGGCAUAAUGCAUCUACGUGGAAUGCCAUCAAAUACUGAAGUUUCGCAACAGGAAAUAAAUGAUUACUGUGAAUCUUACAAGACAAAACUCGAACCAUUGGUUAGACCGCCUGAAACACUUUCAGAGGCAGAAUUGACUCAACUCGGUGCCAAAUCAGAAGAAGCCGAAGUCGAGAAGUUUAUACAGGCCAACACACAAGAGUUGGCAAAAGACAAAUGGCUGUGCCCACUUUCAGGUAAAAAAUUCAAAGGGGCUCAAUUUGUCCGGAAGCACAUUUUCAACAAAUAUUCAGACCAACUUGACGAAGUCAAAAAAGAAGUGGAUUAUUUUAACAAUUAUCUUAGAGAUCCAAAGAGGCCCCAAUUAGCAGAACAUCCUGGAAAUAGAGGAGGAAAGAAAGAUGUACCGUCUCCUUCAGAUCCUACUUUCCAUUACCAGUAUCCACCUUUUAAAGGUCGGGGAUUUGGCCAUUUUGGAGGACACCCGUUUGCCAGAGGGAGAGGUGGCUUUCCUCGUGGAAGGUCUGUGGAUUAUAGGCCAAUUAUCACUUAUAGGGACUUGGAUGCACCAUCAGAGCCAGAUGAGAUUAUAUAAAGUUAUUAUUUAAAAAAAAAAA